AUCACAUGAUACAAAAAGUUCUGUGUUGACACCACAAAUUUACAUCACAUUUCCUUUGCUUGUGUACGCAGUAGAACCAGCUGUUCUUCGCAGCCUUCUUUAGAGAAAUUCCCAACAGUCAGUCCACAAGGUUAGGGCACAUGCUUUUAAUUUGUUCUGUUUUAAUGUAACAAAAUCAUUUCGCGAUACAUUUCCGGCUGGGUUCCUCAAUAUCGAAAGUAAUUCUCUUCUGGAUUGCUGAAAUGACAAGAUGAACGUUUUAAUAACUGAGUGUGUGACGAUUUAACAAUCAUUACAAGCAGCUUAGUAAAUGAUAAAUGUUCUUACUUUGCUAUCGUAAUUGAUUGAUUUUGCUUCGCUUUCUAUAGUGCAUAUUCAUUUCCUCCCAGGUGAAUAAAGAGAAUUACUGAUUUUGGUGAAAACGUUUGAUUUGUUAAAUGCUUGAUUUGCAAAAUGCUUGAUCUCACUGUUUGGAAAAAGGCAGCAUCACUUCAGUUCAAUUCUUAUUCAUUUGGCCUUAGCCAAGAUUUAUUAUUUUGACUUGUAAGUUGUCACGGUAUGGAAAGGUCAACCUUUGCUGGAAAUGUAUCCCGAAGAAUUUCGCGCGAUUGCCUUUUACGUAUCUUUCGCAUCCUCUCUGAUCGCUGCUUAAUCAACGUUCAGUUACAUUUGACUGAUUUUCGCGGGAAGAGGAACAACGCAAAAAGCUCAUUAAAAGCGUAGAUGAUAUGAGAGUGACUGCGGGCAUGUUUACUUUCGUUUUAACAAUGAUUCGUUUCAGUUACACAAUGAACGAUUAUGUUUUAGGCCCACUAUUAUUUUUUUUUUUUGUAAUGUGACCUGCUUUGUAAAAAAAAAAAUUAUUCAGCCCAUAGAUAUAGCCCGUAGAUAUAAUCAAGGAAAGAUUAUGCAAGAGAUGACCACGGGCAUGUUUACUUUCGUUUUAACAAAGCUUUAUUUUUCACAAUUAACGAUUAUGUUUUAUUAUUGUAAAUUUUCGUAACGUGACCUGCUUUAUAAACAAACUAUUCAGCCCAUUUCAGAUAGCUGCCUUUUUUUUAAGUAAGAAAGACUGGUCUGAGUCAUGCUGGUGUUUAGGCCCAUACCUUUUUAGUAGAAGUCGAAGUGAAAGGGGGAAUGAUUUGUAAGGGAGGAAUAUGCUUUGGCCUUCACUCAGGCUUCAAUCUAUGAAGUUUUCUAUGGUCUUUUAGCCCACUGUAAGAUUUUCCCUUCUGGCCUCAAAGUCUGAAACUUUCUAACUUUACUUAUUUAUCCUGAUUUAUUAAGGUCAGUGUCUUUUAAAAUAAUCUGAACUGUUUCUGUACAAAUUAAUAUAACACUGUAGGGUAAAUGUUCUAUGAGGAUGAUUCAAAUAUCAAAUUUAACUGUAACAAAAGAUCAUCAAUUUCACUUUUUUCUAAAUUCAAUGAAUAUCAUACGUUUUUUUUGACAUAGUUUAUAUUGUAAUGGCGGAGAAGGGAGCCCUGAAAAGAAAAUCGAGGACUUUGGCUGGAAAGGAAGAACAGCAGAAGUUACUCUGUAAGAGAAGUCUCAAGUAUCAACUGGAUCACCUGAUGACGUUUUGCUUUGGCAACGCUAUCAAAAUACUAUUAAUCGGUAAAACAGGAGUUGGAAAAUCUCACUUGACGAAUGCUCUAAUCGGUGAACAGCUUGCUGAGGAGGGAGAAGAUUUUGAUCCAAAAACCGCUGAGGCAAGUUUAACUAAAUUAUAAACGUAUAGAAAGAUUUAGUUACAUUUUGAUCACUUAUAAACGUGAUAUUGGAAUGAAAAAAUUGAAAAUUGAUCUAAGGAUUCGGACAAGAAACUUGAGCCAUAUGAAGUAGGAAUCAAGUACCCUCGUAACAUUCUUCAAAAUGACAUUGCAAGGUAGGAGCAGAGGGAAUAAAGCGAGAUACCACACCCAUGACCCCUUAGCUAGGUAGAGUGAAGUGCUGCAAGUGUCAAGAAAAAUACCUAAGUAACGUGACAAGGAUUUAGUUCAAGCUAAAAUCGGUUCCAAAGGUUUUGAGAAUUCAAGACUUUCUACCGGCGAACUGUUCACGAGAAGGACAUUCCUUCAGUCUUAGGCACAAAUCCCCGGUAGUAAUAUAAGCAAACUGUCUGAAAGAGUUUUUUUCCUCAAUAUCUCAUUAUGCUAUUAUUAGUAUAUCCUUAAAGACUAGGCAGCUUAAGCCCCAUGAUUCAUGAUUUUUAGGUGAGAGCUUAUGAAUUUUCAAAGAACAACGUGAAGAUUACGGUGUUUGACACUCCAGGACUGGCAGAUACGAAAGGCAAUGACGAAGAAUAUAUAAAGAAGAUCAAAGAAAAAAAGAUAGAGUUCGAUCUUAUUCUGUUCUGUACUGAGAUGAAUGGUACAAGAUUUCGUAACGACGACUUAGAGACAAUGAAGAAGCUGUCGACAGCCUUAGGUUUUCAGAUUUGGAACCACGCAGUAAUUGUGUUAACGUUUGCUGACAUGGUUGUUGCAUCAGCAAGCCAGAAGCUGAAAGGCGUCUCGGAUAAAGAGGUGUUUGGUGAAAAGUUCCAAGGUCUGAAGAAGACAUUUCGGCAAGCCCUGAUCCACAACUGUGGAGUGCCUGAAGAGGUUGCCAUUUAAGUGCCAUUUGUACCAACUGGGGACUCCAUGGAGCUCAGACUGCCAGACAGAAACGACUGGAAGACGGCAUUUUGGGUGACGGUGUUCAAACGCAUCAGCAAAGUAGCAAAGGCUGCUUUUCUCCUAUCAAGUGCUGAUCGACUGUCAUUUCCUCAUGGCUCGAAUUUCGACGAAGACGAUCCCGAAAGCGCUGCCAUAAGAGCUUUGAAUCAUACGUUCCACGAGGUGACUUUGGAAAACCAUGUGGAUGCCCAUGAAGAAUCUGAAAGACGGCCCGAAAUACCAUCUGAAGGUGAAAGGUCUGAAAUGAAUGUUUCUUCUUCCAUAUACCUGGACGAACCUUCCUCUCAAAGAAUCGUUCAAGAAAUUUUGGGGGAUGUGACCGACAGUCAUGAUAGCACCGAAACGACCAAUCGAAAUACAUUCGUCCGCUUUUAUCACACGUUCCUUAGCUUAAUUAUUAAAUAUUUCAAGAGGAUUUUACGAAGGAAGCACCAAGAGGAAGAAUCUAAGAGACAAGGGCCUUUACAGUAGGGUACCUCUGUAGUCAAGAACAAAUUAAGGACUUAACUACUUGUUCGAAACUCUCAAACCUUCACAGAUCAUGAGAACGGGAAAAAUAUCGGGAAAAAUUCAAAGAUCGCAUAUACUCGUCAUUUGUUUCUCUCUCUUAUCAAAAAAGGCACAAGAUGAUCAGGGAGAGUUAGAAUGUCUUAGAGCUUGAUUAUGAUGGUUUCCAUUAAGGGAGACUCAUUCGUUCAAUUUGAAUCAUAAAUACUUAAUAACCAUGCUAAUGAUCUGUUCUGAUAUUCUAUUGAAAUUUUUUUGUAUAAAGACAAACGAAUCGUGCGGAUGGUCAUAUUGUUGCAAAUAGCCCUCUUUUAAAUUUGACUUGAAGAAUGUUCCAAUGUGGAAAAGAGACUUGUUUAACUGAACGAAGCUAUAGACAUAGACAGAUCACUGAGGGGCAGGGGAAUAAACUGUUAGAAAUUCAGUGGAUAACAUUGAACGAAACAAUUACAACAGCACAAUCACAAUGAUAUUUCCCUGUUAAAUUUAGUCAGUUAGCGACUAUGUAUAUCACUGUUGAUAUAAGGUUAUUCAUUUUAACCGAAUCAUGAGGCUAAUGUGCUGCCUUACUGAACCUCUUUUGAUUUGCAUGAUGGACUCUGUAGAACUUUUGCUUUUAUUUGAAGGCUGAAUUGAAAAGAUUACCUAAAGGAGGUCUCAAAUUGCGUCAUCCUAGCCACAAAUAUCGUUCUAGGCUUGAAUUAUGUAGUUGUUGUCACUGC
Pocillopora meandrina is the source of this 3910-nucleotide messenger RNA. The record is from the annotation of a GenBank genome assembly. NCBI's taxonomy places the organism in Eukaryota, Metazoa, Cnidaria, Anthozoa, Scleractinia, Pocilloporidae.